AUGAGUUCUAUAAUACCAUUAUCAGACCGUGAAAUCUAUAACCUGUUAGCAGAGGUACACUUCUUCUUCCAAGAAAUUGUUCGAAUCUCCCUGUCCUUCUUUCUCUACCUGUUUCUCCCUAUCCUUUCUCUCUCUAUCUAUCUUUUUAUAUCCAUCUUUCUUUCUUUCUUUCUUUCUUUCUUUCUUUCUUUCUUUCUUUCUUUCUUUCUCAAGCCCUCUAAAAAGCAAACCAAAAAAGAAGAAUUUUCUUCCGGCUGUCCUCGUAAUCCUACAGGUAUGGCGCAUUCCUUAUCUGAGGUCUGCAUGUUCCGCAGAAUUCUAUCACCCUCACCCACACUCUCUCCCUGUCUCUUUCUCUUUCUCUCUCACCCCAUCUCUCUCUCUCUCUCUAUGUUAGUUAGGCUUCUAUCUAUCUAUCUAUCUAUCUAUCUAUCUAUCUAUCUAUCUAUCUAUCUAUCUAUCUAUCUCUCCUAA
Molecule: messenger RNA, 474 nt
Organism: Acanthosepion pharaonis
Lineage: Eukaryota; Metazoa; Mollusca; Cephalopoda; Sepiida; Sepiidae
Source: the annotation of a GenBank genome assembly